Messenger RNA from Peronospora belbahrii, 999 nucleotides. The record is from the annotation of a GenBank genome assembly. NCBI's taxonomy places the organism in Eukaryota, Oomycota, Peronosporomycetes, Peronosporales, Peronosporaceae.
AUGCCACCACCAAUCGCGUCCUUCAGCAGCAGUUACGCCCGAUCUUUCAUAGAUUCUGUUACGAGUUCAGGUCAAGAUAGCAAGGGACAUACGCAACAAAAACCUACUUCUUCGCUGCGUACUGUAUCGAAUGCAGACGUCAUCGUAUCUCUCGAGACCAGUGAUGAUAGCGUCUCCAUGUGCUCGAGACAGCUAGACAUUGGCAGCGCUGACGACGGCAACAUGGACGAAAAGAUUAAAGUUGAAGCUGGAUAUAGUAACGGAUGUACAAAACUACAGGCUAAAGACAUAGUUAAAAGAUCAAACCCUCGUGGUAGAAAGGGACGAAGACGGAGAGUUUUGUGGAGUGCUGAAGAGGUUGAGUUUCUUUGUUUUGGAGUGGUAAAGUAUGGGAUUGGCAAGUGGCAGAAAAUACUAUUUGAUGGCUAUGGUGUAUUUUCAAGACACCGGACUAAUGUGGAUCUGAAGGACAAGUGGAAGAAUAUUCAAAAGAAGAAACUUACGAAGCGAACGGUAGAUGUAAAUAACUUUACGCUUGCUCUUGCACAACAGGAGCAGCAAAGUGAACAGCAUGUGUCAAAAACCUUUCUGAAGAAGCUCACGUCUUAUAAUGAAGUGAGCAAGAUAUUGCCGGCGAACAGCGCUCAGUUGAGAAUUAAUCGGCGAACUGCUGUCGUGGCUAACUUUGCUAUAACUAGGGUUAGGAAGCAGGAAGUCGAUGUGCGGAAGCUUAAAGUUGAAGUUCAAAAGCAGGAAGUCGAUUUUAAACAGGAAGUCGAUUAUGUCUCCUUAGUGAAGAAGGAAAAUGAUGAGUAUCCUGGUGAUGGAAGAUGCGCUGGUUCCGAUCUUGACUCGUCUACUUCUCACCAGAUUUUGGAAAAGAUUGUGAUGACGUUCGCAACCAACAAGAGUUUUCCUAAGUUUUAUGAGCAUUUUGUCAGACGUGUCAUUGGAUGCACAGAUCCAGCUGGUCGGCCUCAACUCAAGACAGCUUUUUGA